AUGGACGGCACGUCGCAUGUGGAGUGUCACGGCACCCGCACUCCGGUCGGCGACCCCAUCAAGGCCGAGGCCGUGUCGCUUGCGCUUGACGGGCCGAGCCGCCCGAAGCCAAUCCUGAUCGGCUCAAUCAAGUCCAACCUGGGCCACUCCGGAGCUGCCAGCGGCAUUUCCAGCAUUAUCAAUUCCACGUUGAUGCUCGAAAACAGCCUGAUCCCUGCCACCGUCGGUAUCCGCAAGCUGAAUCCCAAGAUCCGAUUGAAGGAAUGGAAUGUCGAUGUGGUGACGGAACUGCGCCCGUUCCCAUCGCUUGCGCGCAGGCGAGUCGGCGUGAACCCGUUCGGCUACGGAGGUGCCAACGCCCACGUAGUCAUCGAAAGUGCGCCAGCAAAGCUUCGCUCUGGCAGCGUCACCGCGGGUCCCGUCUACCAGCGCUCCAAGUACCUCAUCCCCUUGUCUGCCUUCACUGAAGAGUCGCAAACCUUGCAACCUGGCCUGGCUUUGGAAGUUUCCAGCUACCCGACUUGGUUGCAAGACGUGACCAGCGCUUCACCCACUUCAAGAAUCGCGGCUUCUUGGUUUCCAGCGAGGAAGGACUGUGGGAGAAUCUAA
Metarhizium brunneum ARSEF 3297 is the source of this 609-nucleotide messenger RNA. The record is from RefSeq and is a predicted model, not a curated record. Lineage: Eukaryota; Fungi; Ascomycota; Sordariomycetes; Hypocreales; Clavicipitaceae.